Molecule: messenger RNA, 696 nt
Organism: Solanum dulcamara
Lineage: Eukaryota; Viridiplantae; Streptophyta; Magnoliopsida; Solanales; Solanaceae
Exons: 5
Coding region: 1-696 (231 amino acids)
Molecular function (GO): nucleic acid binding; zinc ion binding
Source: RefSeq, a predicted model, not a curated record
AUGGACAUUUCUAGGCUCAUAAUCUAUGCUCAGCAGGUUGUAGAGGAUAAGAGGAAAGAUAGAGAAGAUCAGUUGAGCAAGAUAGCCAAAUUAGCUGGGCAUGAGAAUGAGCUGAUACAAGGGACUGAAGAGGAAGCUUCCCUGUGGCAGACUUCAUUGAGAAGAGUGCAAAGGGGUUACCAGGGGUUGUUUAACUGUGGUAAAGAGGGCCAUUUCCAGAGGGAUUGCCUGAUGUUGGGAGACAAAGCUCAAUCUUUUAUCGCGGCACCACCAAGUCAGGGUUACCAUAGGGGUACUACUGUAGGUGCCACUUUGUCAUUUGUGACCCCUCAUGUGGCAAAUAAAUUUAAUAGAAUUUCUGAGUGUCUGCUUGAGCCUUUCAGUAUGUCCACUUCUAUUGGUGAGUCUAUUUUAGCGGAGAGGGCUUGUUAUGCCUCUGUCGAUUAUAGGACUCGAGUGGUUAAGUUCAGUUUCCCAAAUGAGCCUGUCUUAAAAUUCAAAGAUGAUAGUGUCGAGUCCUCUACUCUUGAGUCAGUCCCCAUUGUAAAUGAGUUCCUAGAAGUGUUUCUUGAGGAUCUUCCCGGAGUCCCUCCUGAUAGAGAGAUAGAUUUUGAGAUUGAUGUCCUUCCCGAUAUGCAACCUAUUUCUAUUCCGCCAUAUAGAAUGACUCUUGCCGAGUUGAAAGAGCAACUUUAA